Molecule: messenger RNA, 3549 nt
Organism: Gymnogyps californianus (California condor)
Lineage: Eukaryota; Metazoa; Chordata; Aves; Accipitriformes; Cathartidae
Gene: LCA5
Product: lebercilin LCA5
Exons: 8
Coding region: 249-2300 (683 amino acids)
Biological process (GO): intraciliary transport
Cellular component (GO): axoneme
Source: RefSeq, a predicted model, not a curated record
AAAUUGCUUGCUUACACUUUGGGAACUGCACAGCUGCUUUCAGGAACGGCGAAGUUGAACUAGAAAAAAUGCAUUCUGAAUGAUAACUACUGCUUGCUGAACUGAACUGCAAAGAUCUUAUGCUUUGGAGAUGAAGAUGACAAAUCCAAGGAAAUAAUCCAGCUGCUGCCAUUGUGACAACUAAAAGGUCCUUUGUGUCAAAAUGAACAGUCUUUGAGAAAAAUCUGGAAAGCAGUUAAAUCUGAAAAAUGGGAGAAAGAGUAAGGAGCCCAGAUUCUGAACACGACAGGAAAUCAGAUGGGGAUAAAAAUAGUGACUCCUAUUAUUCAGAUGAAGAUAAUGCAUCUCAUUCAUCUGGCCAGUCACCAACAUUAAGCUAUCCGUCUACAAGCCAAGAAAAAAGAGAUCACAAAACACAAACUUCAAACAGCCUUGUGCACUACCAAGCCACAAAGAAAUUGGGUUCCAAAUACGCACCAAGCAAAAGAGGGACACGGUGGGGUUUCCGUUCUCAGAGCCUCACUAGGGAUUCUCCUGCAAAAGAUAUAGAUCUUGUUACAAAAAGAGUUCUUUCUGCUAGGCUGCUGAAAAUCAAUGAGCUCCGAAAUGAACUGACUGAACUCCACAUCAAACUAGAUGAGCUGCAGAAGGAAAACAGGGCACUGAAGAGGCUUCAGCACAGGCAGGAGAAAGCCUUGAAUAAGUUUGAAGAUACGGAAAAUGAAAUCUCUCAGCUCCUUGCUCGGCACAACAAUGAGAUUAGAAUAUUAAGGGAGCGCCUACGAAAAUCUCAAGAGAGAGAACGUGCAACUGAGAGACGGCUGAAAGAUUCGGAAGAUGAACUGUACAGAACAAAAACUGUCUUGCAGAAACUGAAAAAGCUGUCUGCAGAUAAGCACCUUGCCGAAAGAGAUGACCUGGCAAAGAAACUGGCCUAUGCAGAGAGCAGGCUAGAGGACAGUGAAAAAAGAAUUAAGGAUCUGGAAAAAAAUCUUGAAUUAAGUGGUAGCAGUUUUCAACGAGAGUUACAUUCAAAGAAAAAAAAGAUGUAUGAGGCUCAAGAAGAAAACAGAGUUCUCCAAGAAGAGCUUCAUCAACUAAAUCAGAAGCUGAAGGAAAAAGAAAGAGAACUUGAAGCAAAAAAUAUAUAUGCUAAUCGUAUGUUGAAGCUGUCACCAAGAAAAGACAUGGAUAUUAUGCAAAGAAAAAGAGCCAACAACCAAAAUAUUAAAAAAGGAGCACAGCUCACAAAAGGUGUACAGACCAGUGGAUACUUCUCACCAGUAGAAUUUCUUCCAGAAUCAGAACUUGUCUGUGGUGACACAGUAAACAAGAAACAAGGAAUUCUUCCUAAAAUAGAAAAAGAAAGUCAAGACAAAGGAUGGAAAGAGCAAGCAGACCUCCUAAGACAAGACCAAGACAGGGAAAAGGAAGAGAAACUGAAACAUUUUCAGGAAAUACAGGCUUUAGAGGAGAGGGUUCAAAAAGUUCAUGAUGAGUGGGAAAGGGAAGAAUAUGACAAAAUGAAAAAAGAAAGCAGCUUUUCCUUGGAUAAAGAAGAGAAAACAAAGAUGGAGACAGAAAUCCACAAACCUGAAGUAGAGAGAGAAAGCACUGAAAUGCUGGAAGAGCGGCGAAAAAGAGAGUUCCUGCUUGCUAAAAUGCAAGAAAUUGAUAGAGAAACUCAAAAUGUAACAAACAUGAAAGCUGCUUCCCAAGCACCACUCAUAAAUACAGCAAGAAAAUCUGAUUCCCUGGAGAAAAAAGAAAAAACUAAUCAAUUCUUUGAGAUUCCUGGGAAGGUUACUAAUGGAUUUCCUGUAGAUGACAGCCAGGAUGAUGCCACAGGAGCACAAGGGCAGAAGCAACGAAAUCUGAGGACUGUAGAUUUAAGUAGUGAGUUAACAUUUGGUAGUUAUGUACCUUCCUUUGGGAAAGGAUCAGGGAGACCGAGUUGGCUUACUCAAAGUGACAACUUAGAAGAAAAUGUUAAGGAAAAUGCAGAUUUCAACAGUAAGAAAGAAAAGAAGUCCAAUUUAAUGGAACAACUCUUUGGAAGCAAUGCAGGUACCAUCCUUCUUUCUAAAAUUAAUGAUACAACACCUUUUGACAUAGACUGGGACCCUAGUAAUACUCUUCGUGUUGAUAAAAACAGUAAAGUCAAAGUAAAAGAAGACAAUGAGCUUUUUGGUGAAGGAAGACACCUGAACAGACACCGUUUGCAACACACUACAAGCAAGCCAGGAGUUAAGACCCUUGGUUCUUUAGAAGAUGAAAUCGAAGAAGUAAUCUUACAAUGAUCAUAUUUUUAUAUGUUUCAUAUGUAAAUACUGAAAAAAUAUUUUUAUGUAAUAUUUAUUAGAUACAGAUUUGAAACAUUUCAGAUAUAUUGUAAAGCCUUAUGAAGGAAUAAUUUACAUAAAUGGGUAUAUGUAUAGAGGAAAGAUGCACUUUGAUAGAACAGCCUAACCUAUAUGCAGGAAAGUUCUUCUAUAAUGUAAUACUCAAAUACAGACCUUGGAGAUGUGGCAGUGACUCUUUUGGCAGAAAGACAGGGAAGGUGUCCUGAGGGACUUUGAUAGAUGAGGUAGGCGCUGGCUGGCUGCUUCAGUCAAUCAGAGAAGACGCUUUUGCCCCAACUGGGGCUCCAGAGCGACUGUCACUGUUGCGGUGUGGCACCAUCUGACUUGUGCAGCUGUGGCUCGGGUCCAAGAGGCUUGGUAGCGCAGAGCUGGUAGGGAUGCCAUAGGAAUGGAAGGACUUGCAGAGGCUUACACUCACCUGCGCCCUUUACUCAUGCUCUCUCACGCACCCUUCAUGCUCCCUCUCACUCUUGCUCUCAUGUGCGUUCCCUCGCUUCCCCCCUCAUCCUUUUCUCUCUCUCACUCUUGCCCUUUGCUUGCUCUCACCCUCUCUCUCUUGCCAUCACUCUCUAAAUUUUUAAGACUUAGUGAUGUGUAAUGGUAUCUUAAGUAAAACUAUACUUCUCACAAGGGAGCAUUAUUAUUUAUUGCAGAAUGAGUUGGCUAAGAAGGCAGCAAGCUUGUAUGCGGCAGCCCUGGCAUUCAGGGCAGCUACUAGAUGAGCAUCUCUGGCUAGGCAGCAUAGGAAGUGUUGGGGGUUUUUUUUUUACCUGCAGGCUGCUGACAGUACACUGCUUUUCAUUUGGAGUACUUCUUUUAGGCCUCACAUAUUUUCUUUCUCAGGCAUUCGAAGAGCCUCUUAACUGUGUCAGGAGAAGGCAUGUGUUAACAUCAGUGUCAUGAAAUGGAUAGAAGAGACGUACCUAGCACAAAGGCUCAGGUAGAAAGAGAAUAUUCUACACCGCAAUCAUGUUAUCUCAGAAGAAUAUCAACAGAAACACAAUUAACUCAGGAACAGCUGAUCUCUCUUCUGCAUAGGUUUUCUGUAGAUCUUACUACCAAAUUUGUCUAACUCUUCUCAUAUAUUCAGGUUGUAUUUAUUAUAUAAUGCCAUUUUUUGUAAUUUCUGAAUUUUCUAUGUAAAAUUCCAAUCAUUACUAAGUCAUUUUUUAACAAAGUGGUUUUA